AUGGCGCGGCACAGGGGUCUUUCUUUGAAAGAAAUUGAUGAUAUUAUAAAUGACGAUGCAUUUCUAAGUUCUGAUGAAGAUGAUGAUGACAAUGGCCCUAUAGAUAUUGUGGAACUUCCUCCAGAACGAGUUGGUGAAGAGUCAGACAACGAAGAUAUUGAUGACAACAUUAUUGAUGAUGAUGAACCGGCAGAUGUUCCUGGACCUGUUGAAAUUCAUUGCGCAGCAAGGGAAGAUGAUCAUGUUACAGUGGCCAUCGCGUCACCAUCAACAAGCACUGCUACAAAUGAUACAGGCCUACCACCUGCCAAAAGGAGAGUGGUACCUUUGAAUCCAAAGUGGAAGAAGAGACAACCAAUUUAUUCUAAAAGCUACCCAAACUGUGAUGUUGUGGAAAAAAGAAGGUGUGAUCUCAUCAACUUACUCAGGGGGAAAAGCCCUGUGCAGUGUUUUGAGAAGCUAUUUGAUGACGCAAUUAUCACAGAUAUUGUCCGGCAAACUUGUGAGAAAAUGUAUGAGUCAAACAGAUAUCUGGAAAUAAAACGCUACUUCCAUAUUACUGACAAUUCUGACCUGGAAGGGAUCCCAGAAAAUGAAAGGGACAAGCUCUUCAAGAUUCGCCCAUUGAUUGACAAACUAAACGAAAACUUUCAACAAUUUGGUGUCUUCUCUGAAAGUCUGAGCAUUGAUGAACAAAUGGUCAGAUAUUUCAGACACCAUUACCUCAAGCAGUUUAUGCGUGGUAAGCCUGUAAGAUUUGGAUUCAAACAAUGGGCGAUUUGCUGCUCACAAACAGGCUAUUGUUACCAGAUGCAGGUGUACGAAGGCAAGGCUACAGGCAGUGAUGAUGAUGCAGGCGUGUCCGGACUUGGGGCAUCUGUUGUCUUGAAAAUGAUUUCGAUUUUAGAGACACCAUAUGCUCACAAAAUUUAUUUUGACAAUUUCUUUACCGGAUUCUCCUUGAUGAAAUAUUUGAAAGAUAUUGAUGUCAGGGCAACAGGAACUGCUCGAUUCAACAGAAUGAACAAGUGCCCUAUUGCGCCUGACAAGGAAAAAAAGAAAAAAGAAAGAGGUACAUGCGACUACAGAUUUGAUUCUGAGAAUGAAAUUUUGGGUGUGAUUUGGAAUGACAAUAGCUGUGUAAAGCUACUAAGCAACCAUGAACCCAUUGAUCCUAUGUCACAGGUGAAGCGAUGGAGCAGAAAAAACAAGAGAGAGAUACAAGUCCCCCAACCCAAAUUGAUCACAGAAUAUAGCAGACACAUGGGUGAGGUUGAUAAGAUGGAUUGGAACGUCCAAAAAUACAGAAUCAAAGUCAGGGAGAAAAAGUGGUGUUUCCCUUUGCUGACCAAUGCCAUUGAUGUAGCAUUGGUGAAUUCCCAUGCACUAUAUUGUCUUGCAAAUGGUGCAAUUCCUCUCUUGGAUUUCAGAAGAUCUGUUGCCAGGGCAUAUCUUGCUCUUUCUUCGCGAAUAUCUGACCCAAAAAAGGCUGGGAGGAAAUCCUUCUCCAAACCAGCCAAGAGUCGUGUUCCUGUUGAUAUCAGAACCUCUGGAACUGGUCACUACAUUGAACGCACAGAAAUGGGCAAACAAAGGAAGUGUGCAGUGUACAUUUAA
Messenger RNA from Erpetoichthys calabaricus (reedfish), 1617 nucleotides. RefSeq names its product piggyBac transposable element-derived protein 3-like. Lineage: Eukaryota; Metazoa; Chordata; Cladistia; Polypteriformes; Polypteridae. Gene Ontology annotation, molecular function: sequence-specific DNA binding. The coding region runs from base 1 to 1617 and encodes 538 amino acids. The record is from RefSeq and is a predicted model, not a curated record. The transcript has 3 exons.